Messenger RNA from Lytechinus variegatus (green sea urchin), 2638 nucleotides. RefSeq names its product cytidine monophosphate-N-acetylneuraminic acid hydroxylase-like. NCBI's taxonomy places the organism in Eukaryota, Metazoa, Echinodermata, Echinoidea, Temnopleuroida, Toxopneustidae. Bases 228 to 2207 code for a protein of 659 amino acids. The transcript has 17 exons. Gene Ontology annotation, molecular function: 2 iron, 2 sulfur cluster binding. The record is from RefSeq and is a predicted model, not a curated record.
UCGGUGCACGUACGCACAGUACAGGUAGAUGUGGGUAUAGUGAUGAAACCAGUACUGUCUGUAGUGUAGCACCAGCAGUGACUUCUGAAUCGGUGAAACGUAUCGCUUGUGAAGCGAGAAAGGUGCUUCGUGGCCCAUGUUUGCUCGUCUUCCGUGUGGAACUCAUUAGAUCAAAUUGUUGAAAGGUCAGUCUGCAUUUGCAUCAAGGCGGUUCACAUGCCUGUAAGAUGGAGCAGGAACAAGUAACUGUUCUGAAGCUGUCUCCUCACGAAACCCAAGGUCUUCGGGAUGGCGUCAACCUCAUCAAUCGUUCCGAGAAUGAGAAAUAUGUAAUCUUCAAGGAGCCAGGGAGCGAUGAAUUCAAGGCGUGUCGUAACAAGUGCAAACAUCAAGGAGGGACGUUCAUCAAGGAUAUUGAAGAUGCAGACGGAUGUGUGAUAAAAUGUACCAAACAUGGUUGGAAGCUGGAUACCAAAACGAUGCGUUACACAAAUCCACCUGACAGCUUCAGGCAAGAACAGCUAGUAUCUGAAGUUGAUGAGGAUGGGAGUAUGUCACUGAUUGAACUCAAGCCCCCACAGCCAUGGGAGACAGACAGCAGAGACCGGCUUCCUCUACAGGUCGGAGAAGUCAAGGUCACCUACUUCACCCAUGCGUGCAUGGAGCUGAAUCUCGGGGGCACCAUCAUGUUCACCGACCCCUGGCUGACCGGCCCAGCGUUUGCAAGGGGAUGGUGGUUGCUCCACGAACCUCCAGCCAACUGGCUUGAUCGACUGGCCAAAGCAGAUUUCAUCUACAUAAGCCAUGUGCAUUCCGAUCAUUUAAGUUACCCGACUCUGGAGCUGCUAUCAGCAAGGAAUCCCGACAUUCCUAUCUAUGUUGGGGACACAUCCAUGCCUGUUUUCUGUAAACUAAAACAGAGCGGAGUCAAGCUCAACAAUAUCAACGUACUCAAGUUUGGCAAGUGGCAUGAGAUCAACAAGGAUACUCGUUUUAUGAUCAUGAUGGAUGGUGUUCAUCCUGAUAUGGAUACGUGCAUUCUUAUUGACUACAAAGGCCAUCUUAUUCUGAAUACAGUAGACUGCACCAAUCCUAAUGGGGGCCGCUUACCUGUAAACGUUGACAUCAUGCUGAGUGACUUUGCCGGCGGUGCUUCAGGCUUUCCUAUGAACUUCUUUGGUGGAAAGUACACAGAGGAAUGGAAGGAGCAGUUCAUAAAGAGAGAGCGUAACAAACUUCUAUACUACAAGACUCAGGUAGUACGGGAUGUCAAUCCAACCGUCUACUGUCCCUUUGCUGGCUACUUUGUGGAGGCACAUCCUUCAGAUGGCUACAUCCGAGAGACCAAUACGAAGAAUGACGCAGCGACACUCAAUGGUCUGAUUAACAAGUAUUCACCGGAGAUCAAGACAUGGACACCUAAACCCGGUGCUGUCCUGGACCUACAGAAGGCCAUCCAAGGAGACAGUGAUUACAUCCAGGAUCCACCAGCAGGAACCAAGGUCUUCAAGGAUAGUUGGGAGUUUGAGAAAUAUGUCAAUGGUGUGAACGAGUCGAUCGAGCAUGAGAUCUUUGCCUACCCUGAAUGGAUCAAGGAGUACUACAAGUGGGCUCACUUCCACAGCUAUAACCUGGUAGUCAGGAUGAUAGAGACAGAUGAUGACUUCAAGGAGAUAGAAGGAGGGUACAACUUCCUGAUUGAUUUCAAUGGUUUAGAACCUGAAUUUCCCACCGAGAGACCAAGCAGAGAGCAUAAUUACCUUGAGAUCAAGAACAGGAUAGGAGUGCACAGACAGACUGUACUGAAAGGGCUCUUCUGGGAUGACCUAUAUAUAGGAUUCAAUAACCAGAUCUCAAGGAAUCCGGAUACAUUCCAUUAUCUGUUCUGGAAUCACAUGCAGAUCUUACUGCCAUUCGAGCCUCCUAAUUGGGAUGAAUUCCUGGCCAAGAUGAAAGCAAACAACAGUCCAAGGAAGGACGUCUGGAAACCAUCUCAUUCCCAGAAAGCAAAUGGCAAUCACAAUGUAUACGCCGGAGGAGACAACGGACACGCCACCACGCUGAACGGCAAGCACGAGCCGCUCAAGAACGGAGGCCACGGCACCGCCAAACCCUCCGGAGGUAACAAAGGCGACCUCAUGUCGUGGCUGGUCCCCGUCGGAGUAGCAGCUGUAGCCGCUGGCAUAGUACUCUGGAGGAUGAAAUAGAGGAUGGGGGAGCAGCGAAAUGACGCGGCUCGGCUGUUGAUCGAUCGAAUCUUCCCAGUGGAUUUCAUACUGUUAGUCAUACGUGUAUUCUAUGGGCAAUUCUGUAGAAGAAUCAACCUUUUUGUACAUCUGUCCCCCUUACUUCACUUCGUAAACUGAUCUAAGUCAUGAUCAUUUGAGAACAUUACAGACUGUCACAAGAACCAGAAAUCAAAGACAGAAGAUUUCAAAAAGGUUUCCCAAACAAAGGAUCGGACGUACAUAUUUUAUAGAAUUGCCCCUAUGUUCUUAUUCCAUCCAGUGAUGCCAGACAAGGCACUUUAGGUGCAUAGAAGAAUUAACUAUUGAAUGAUAGCUUGUGUAUAUCACAGGGGCCGCGGAACCGGGGGGAGGCUUCAGGCCCCCCCCCCCCCCCACUUUUUUCCAAAACC